AUGAUCCACGAGCUCGACCCGCUCACCAACAAGUUCAUCUCGGUGCCCGUCGAUAUGGGCCAGCUCAACUGCGCCGCGUACAUUGCCGGUGUCAUCCGUGGCAUCCUCGACUCGGCGGGCUUUUACUCGCAAGUCGAAGCGCAUACCGUCGACGUCGGGAACGGGCAGCCGGACAAGACGGUCUUCCUCGUCAAGUUUGACGACCGCGUCAUGAAGCGAGAAAAGAUGCUCUCGUAGAUCUCGACGAAGCCACUACGACUAAUUGCACGCAACUUGGUAUUGAGUUGCAUCCCUUGAAACCAAAGAAUGCCAUC
Messenger RNA from Saprolegnia parasitica CBS 223.65, 314 nucleotides. RefSeq lists its product as hypothetical. Gene Ontology annotation, biological process: endoplasmic reticulum to Golgi vesicle-mediated transport. The transcript is spliced from 2 exons. Gene Ontology annotation, cellular component: TRAPPII protein complex; TRAPPIII protein complex; TRAPPI protein complex. Lineage: Eukaryota; Oomycota; Saprolegniomycetes; Saprolegniales; Saprolegniaceae. The record is from RefSeq and is a predicted model, not a curated record. The coding region runs from base 1 to 237 and encodes 78 amino acids.